GAUCUGAUUGUUUGCUGUACAACAAAUCUAACAAGCUUAUAAUAAGACAUCUGUAUUCAAUUCAACAGUCAAUGGAACAGAGUCAACAACCACUGGUGCCACAACAACACAAGUGACUCAGUCAGCAACCUCAGACAAUGGAACAGAGUCAGCAACCAGUGUUGCCACAACAACACAAAUGACUCAGUCAACCUCAGACAAUGGAACAGAGUCAGCAACCAGUGAAACCACAACAACACAAAUGCCUCAGCCAACAACAUCAGCCAAUGGAACAGAGUCAACAAUCACUGGUGCCACAACAACACAAGUGACUCAGCCAGCAACUUCAGCCAAUGGAACAGAGCCAACAACCAGUGAAACCAUAAUAACACAAGUGACUCAGCCAACAGUCUCAGCUAAUGCAACAGAGUUACCAGCUACUGUAACUCCAACAACACAUCAACCAACUCAGCCAACAGGUUCAGGCAAUAUGACAGAGUCCCCAACUACUGUAACUGCAACAACACAACAAGCAACUCAGCCAACAGCUUCAGGUAAUGUAACUUCAGAGGCAGUCACUAACAUAACUACACCAUCAAUCACCACCAUGGCAGUAACCACGCAGCAAACAGGUACAACUUCACCAACAUUCAGUGAAACGCCACUAUCUACUCUGUCACCUGUCAGCCAAACCUCAGCACCUACCAUCGCAACUUUGUCAUCUACAAUGCCAUCAACUAAACCAACAACUACUACAACUGCUGCUACAACUACAACCACAACACCUGCACCACCACAAAAGCCAAGAGUUAUAUUAGAAUUUAAGGUGCAGCAACAAUACAAAAGGGAGUUGGAAAACAAAUCAACGCCGGAGUUCAAAGAUCUUGCCAAAAAUGUGUCUUCAGCACUUGAUGCCGUCUAUUCCCAGAGAUUUGGAUCUAUUUUCAAUCGAACUGAAAUAAAAGGAUUCAGAGAAGGAUCGAUUGUCGUCGAUUCUGAGCUGAUAUUCAAUAACAUCACAGAAAUACCGAAUGCCAGUGUCAUUGCUGAAUCUUUAAAGAAUGCAAGCUCCACCCCAGGUUUUGGCCUUAAGGUCAACAUAUCUACUAUUGCUGCAGCUGUUGAAAUAUCUACAACUCCAUCACCCACAACUGCCAUCCCAACUACGGCUACAACAUCAGUGAACAUGACAUCCAUAACAGCCUCACCAACACCAGAUACAACAUCUGUACCAGUCGGUCCAACAUCACCAGCAGUUGACACCACCUCAACUCCAUUCAAUGCAACUUCUGUAUCACUCAGUCCAACAUCACCAGCCGGUGACACCACCUCAACUCCAUUCAACGCAACUUCUGUAUCAGUCAGUCCAACAUCACCAGCAGUUGACACCACCUCAACUCCAUUCAAUGCAACUUCUGUAUCAGUCAGUCCAACAUCACCAGCCGGUGACACCACCUCAACUCCAUUCAACGCAACUUCUGUAUCAGUCAGUCCAACAUCACCAGCCGGUGACACCACCUCAACUCCAUUCAACGCAACUUCUGUAUCAUCCAACAUCACCAGCCGUUGA
This is a messenger RNA of Xiphophorus couchianus (Monterrey platyfish), 1549 nucleotides long. RefSeq names its product mucin-5AC-like. The coding region runs from base 179 to 1549 and encodes 456 amino acids. The record is from RefSeq and is a predicted model, not a curated record. NCBI's taxonomy places the organism in Eukaryota, Metazoa, Chordata, Actinopteri, Cyprinodontiformes, Poeciliidae. The transcript is spliced from 14 exons.